Molecule: messenger RNA, 1418 nt
Organism: Parathielavia appendiculata
Lineage: Eukaryota; Fungi; Ascomycota; Sordariomycetes; Sordariales; Chaetomiaceae
Product: translation initiation factor eIF4e
Exons: 2
Coding region: 262-1089 (275 amino acids)
Biological process (GO): translational initiation
Cellular component (GO): eukaryotic translation initiation factor 4F complex
Molecular function (GO): RNA 7-methylguanosine cap binding; translation initiation factor activity
Source: RefSeq, a predicted model, not a curated record
AACAAACCGGCAGCAAGCACCCUGCCACAGCCUGCGCCGCAGCCUCACCGGCCCAACGUUGCUCUCCGGCCGCCGAACACCUACCGUGACUUCCAUCUGCCGCGAGCCUCCCACCUCUGCCGCAGUCGCGAGAGGCUCAAAUCAAGAAAAUAUUCCUUCGCAUCUGUCCGUUGGCCGCCUUCUCUACCCUCCAUCCCCUCCUUUUCCACGGGAGAGGCGAGAGAGCCGCGCAUCACCCCCCGGCAUAUCCCAGCGCCCACCAUGUCCAUGCGCCCCUCGCUCUUUACGCGCGGCCUUUCCGGGCUGUCGCAAUCCUCCGACCCCAACUCGCCCAUGAGCAGCGUGUCGUCGCCGGCCGAGCAGCGCGACGACGCCAAGCGCAACUUCCUCAAGGCCAUGCGCCCGCUGCCCACCCAGCACUACUGGCACGUGUGGUUUGACCGGCAGCAGCAGCAGCAGAACACGAGCAGCAGUGGCGGGGAAUACCAGGCGCAGCUGGAGCAGCUGGGCACGCGCAUCGAGAGCGUGCAGGACUUUUGGCGGUACAACAACAACACGCCCGUCGACCAGAUCAAGAUGCGCGAGAGUUUAUACCUGUUCAAGGUCGGGUUCAAGCCCAUCUGGGAGGACCGACGGAACGUGCUGGGCGGGAGCUGGACGUUUCGCGUGCCCAAGAGUAUCGGCCCGGACGUGUGGACGAGGGUGCAGUUGUUGGCAAUUGGAGAGAAGCUGCAGAGCGUGUUGGAGGAGGGCGACCAAAUCUGCGGCGUGGGCCUUUCAGUCCGCUUCAACUCGCACCUCAUCUCCAUCUGGCACCGCGAUGCCUCUCGCCAGCAGUCCAUCGACAACAUGCUGCAGUGCGUGCUCGACGAGCUACCCGCCGAGCUGCGCCCCAAGCCCGACAACUACUUUUACAAAAAGCACUCGGACCACGCCGGGUUCAAGGUCCCUCCCGAGCUCCAAGCCGUCGUGGACUCGCAGCGCGUGAGGGAGGCAGCGGCCAAGGCGGCACAAGAGCAGGCCGCUGCUGCUGCUUCCGGGGGGCAGGCGUCAAAUGUUGUCGAGGUGCCGCCUUCGGGGGCGGAAUGAGCGUAGUGUGCUAACGUUAUGAGGUUGUGAUGGUAUGAAAGAAGUACGGGGACCCUGGGAAAAGUGGGCUUCCCUACUCGCACCAGGUCAAGCCGUUUUUGGGAUAUAAACAUCCUUUGGUUUGGCAUAUUCGCGGCGUUGAUUUGUCAAUAGCCAACGGCCGUGGUGGGCAUGCCCACCAGUUUUCAGAGAGCAGUUAUCUAGAGUAACCUAGGAACGACCCAGUUCUCUCAUGUUAGCUCUCGCAUGUGACGUGGGAAGUCAGCCUAUGCCCGAAUGCUUAUCAAGCCGAUUUCGUAGAUAGCAGCUCCCUCAUAAUCAUCGACGUU